CAAGCGACGUCGUUUGGGGGUAAAGGUGGGAGAAGAGGUAUGUCACUGGUAGACUACGACGAUUCAUCCGAUGACGAUGUCUUACCUGCUGCGGCGGAGCACAUGGAAGCUCUGCCACAACAACCGCAACAGAAACAAAAACCCUCUCCAGCUCCUCCAAAUACACGGAGAUGUAUAAAGGAGAAGGGAAAAAGCGAAGAGCUUCCUCAGCUACCAGAUGCUUUACUUCUUCUGGAGUCACCGAGACUCUCACAGGUGAAUGGUGGUGACCAUGCUUCCCUUUUUGCAGCUGCAAUGGCCGAGAGUGCAUUACGGAAAAGAGUGUUUAAUGGGAAGUCUUCUUCUCUUCCUCGUCGUUCUAAGCUAGCUAGAGGAAAUCUGCCUCAUUCCAAGAAUAGUCCAGAUACUUUGGGUAAUGUGCUUGUGCCUCCUCAGCUCAAUGGAAGGAGCAAUGUUGCCACCGAAGAUAUGAGCAGGCUUUUUGUGAAAAAACGACAAGACUCCACCUCCAAGGCGAGAUCUCCUAAUCAGGCAUAGUUUGGUCAAAUUUCUAUGGUUUUGUUUCUUUCUGACUAAUCUCGUAAAAACAGAGUAUGUAAUGUGACUUCACUUUUGCAUAAAACAUAUUAUUAAUAAAGAAAAAGAGCUCUGAAAAAACAAAA
Messenger RNA from Raphanus sativus (radish), 662 nucleotides. RefSeq lists its product as uncharacterized. The transcript is spliced from 3 exons. The record is from RefSeq and is a predicted model, not a curated record. Lineage: Eukaryota; Viridiplantae; Streptophyta; Magnoliopsida; Brassicales; Brassicaceae. The coding region runs from base 40 to 537 and encodes 165 amino acids.